GGAAAAUUCGGAACAUCCAACCAGUGACCAGUGGCGGAAAAUCGUAGCAUCAAAAUGAAGCUUUUGGAAAGGGCGCUGCUGUUAACACUGCUGGCAGUGCUUGUGAGGUGCGACGGUCAGCAAAAGCAGCAGCAGCAGCAACAAAUCACAGAUAAUGGCAGUGCUACCAGCUCGGAUGGUUCCGGUAAGGCAGCGACAGGUGGGAGCAGUGCGGCAGCCGGUGACAGACCCCAGUACAACAAACGGGGUGCACCGGAAAUUCAAACCAUUGUGGGAACACCCCAGCAUGGCUACAUAAACCAGCCGGUGGUUGCCGGUGGGGCAGCUGCCACCGGAACACCCUCGAUUGCCGCCCUGGGACCGGCAGCCGCGGUAGCAUACGCGACCUACGCCCAUCCCCAGCACCAGCAGCAGCUAGUGCAAGCUUCCAGCAUAAGCUCACCUCAGACCAUCUACCACAAAAUCAACUACGUGGCCCCGGGAAGUACCCUGAAGGUGGCCACUUACGCCGCAGCGGCCCCAGCUCAUUACGAGUACGCAGCGGCCGUCCCGGGACUGACCAAGUACCAAUACGCCGCGGCCGCAGCCUACCCCCAGUACCAGUACGCUGCCUAUCCGCAGCAACAUCAAAUCCAACACCAGCAACAUCAACAGCAGCAGCAACCCCAAUACCAGGUGUACCAGCACCACCAAACGGUGCAGUUGCCGGCGGCCUCCGCAAUCAUCAGUACGGCGCCCCACCCCCACCAGACCGUGGCCACGCUGCCUGCCCACCAGAUCCAACCCGGAACGACGAUUUAUGCGGCCCAUCAACCGGCGGCCUUCCACUACACCCUGACGCAACCCGCCCAGCAUCAACAGCAGCAUAAUUAUCAACAGCAGCAAUCUGCUGGACAUUCGGGAACCUUUACGUACCACCAGGCCGUUCCGGUGGUCCAUCAGGCGCCGAUUGCGGCCAUCGGACAGGUGCACCAUCACCAACAGCAGCAGCAGCAGCAGCAGGUCGUGGCUAAUCAGUAUCCUGUGGUUCCGACGGCCGCAGCUCCCCUCUACGCAACCGCUUCGACGUCCCCGAACCAAUUCUACCACCAGCCGACCAAUUAUGCUGCCUAUCCGGUUCCGCUGGCAGCCAAACAGAUUGUGUCCACCGUUCCGGCACCGACCCUCGCCACCCCCGCCCAUCACCAGCAUCAUCUCAAGCAGUUAAUCCCGGUGACGACCGCCACGACCACCCACCACCACGGCAAGGGGAUCAGCUAUGCCACCUUCACCCAGCAGGCGAAUCCGGCCAGCUUGGGCCACCUCCAGCAGCACUACCUCCAACAGCAGCAACACCAGCAACAACAACAGCAGCAGCAACAACACCAACCACGCUACCAGGUCUACUCGACGGUGGCCACGCCGCAGAAACAGACCCUGGUGUACGGUCCAGCUGGGCAGUCGUCGAUUCCGGCGGCCAUUUACGCCACGGCACCGACGCACCUGCAGCUGGCGGCCUUUCAACAACAUCAACAACAGCAGCAGCAGCAGCAGCAUCAGUCGGUUCACUACGGAACGCACCUGUUCCAGCAACAGUUGGCCCAGUAUCAGCAACAGCCAGCGUACGUGGCGCCCCUGGCCAAGAUCAACUAUGGCCAGGUUCAGGCCCAGGCGGUGGCGCUGCAGAAGGGUGGUGGCUACUACCAUCAGGUGCAGUAGAAGGUGCAGGUUUCGGUCCAAGUUGAAAGAUCGUUGAAAAAAAAGCUCCUUGUUUGGUGGUUUUUACCCUUUGUUCAUUCAUUUCAACCCUGUCCUCUGUUGUUUCAUAUUUAUUAGUUUUUAUUUAAGUUAAGUUUUAAUGUGAAGAAGUUGUUAAAAGUAUUCAAAAAAUA
Culex quinquefasciatus (southern house mosquito) is the source of this 1871-nucleotide messenger RNA. RefSeq lists its product as uncharacterized. Lineage: Eukaryota; Metazoa; Arthropoda; Insecta; Diptera; Culicidae. The transcript is spliced from 8 exons. The coding region runs from base 55 to 1698 and encodes 547 amino acids. The record is from RefSeq and is a predicted model, not a curated record.